AUGAAGUUCAUUGUCCUAGAGCUAGAAGGGCUGAUCUCGCAGAUAUGCCACGUGCAGAACCGCAUCGCCCUGCGCAACCACCUGCAGAACAACCAACGCGCCAGUGUGGUGUGGGUGGACCAUGACUCAGAGGAAGACGAGCUUACCUGCGACCAGAUGGAAGAGGAGUUCCAGCAGAAAGUGGCUGAUUUUGUCAAUCUGUUCUCGGAGAACGAUAUGAAAGUGUCAGAGUUCUUCAACGAAAAUUUCCAUUCGGCCGUGAAACGACUAAAUGGAAUCCGCAAAUACAUUGCGUAUUAUCCAAAAGAAGAGCAAGACGAAAAUAGCUUACAAGAGGCCAUCAUCGAGACGUAUCGCAUGUUCCUUCUGCUGAAGAAUUACGCCAGUAUAAACUUUAGUGCUUUCCAUGAGAUUUUGAAGAACUACGAUCGUCGUACAGGGCGCAUGAUUUCUCCAUGGUUUAUGAUAUCACAGUCGCACUCGUCCAAGAGUUUGCUGACCCAGGCGAAGGGAAUCCAGAACUUCAUAGGGGAUAUAGAAAAUCUGUAUGCUAAUCGGUUCUACAAGGGAUAUGGCUCGCUUAUUAAAGCUCGUCGCGAUCUGUUGAGGCGGCGACAACCCCACCACAUGAGAAACGACCAGACCUAUAGCAUUGGUUUCCAUUCUGGCUUCUGCGUGCCUCUAGCGGGUUUCUCGUGGGCCUUCGUGACACUGGCUUUCGAGACACGUCGCAUCAAUUACAUGUUCAUCAUGAACCUCAACCCCAAGAGCGUCAUCCGCUUGCACGAGAUCCUGACGUCGGGCUUCUUCCUGGUGGCUAUAUGGCUCAGUUCUGCGUACCUGUAA
Messenger RNA from Sphaeroforma arctica JP610, 846 nucleotides. RefSeq lists its product as hypothetical. The record is from RefSeq and is a predicted model, not a curated record. Gene Ontology annotation, biological process: phosphate ion transport; cellular response to phosphate starvation. Gene Ontology annotation, molecular function: inositol hexakisphosphate binding. The transcript is spliced from 8 exons. Bases 1 to 846 code for a protein of 281 amino acids. Gene Ontology annotation, cellular component: Golgi apparatus; cytoplasm; plasma membrane. NCBI's taxonomy places the organism in Eukaryota, Ichthyosporea, Ichthyophonida.